CCACCAAAAAUUGUUAAAGCGUGUUUCAGCUCUUCCACUAUUGAUUCUACAUUUUUAUUUACACUUGUUACAUUUUUCUACCCAAACCAACUAUAAUGAGUACAUCAAUAGACGACAAUGAGUUGCCAAAGGCCAAUGUCACCAGAAUCUUAAAACAUGCUUUGCCUGCAAGUACGGCUUUACAAAAGGACGCUAAGCUAGCCAUCAGCAAAGCGUCUACUGUAUUUAUAAAUUAUCUUAGCGCUACCGCAAACGAUAUUGCAAAAAGCGCCAACCACAAGACCAUCACAGCACCCGACGUUUUCAAAGCUCUGGAAGUUCUGGAGCUUGAAGAUUUUGUGCCGAAAUUGCAGGAAGCAUUUACAGGUACAAAGAUGAAUGCGAACUAUCAUAUAUCCUAUAAGGCAGCUUUGUAUUGACAAGUUCCUCUGCAGCUUAUCAGCAACUACAGCAAGAAAAG
Messenger RNA from Umbelopsis ramanniana AG, 460 nucleotides. RefSeq lists its product as uncharacterized. The coding region runs from base 96 to 419 and encodes 107 amino acids. The transcript is spliced from 3 exons. Gene Ontology annotation, biological process: leading strand elongation; heterochromatin formation; DNA damage response. Gene Ontology annotation, cellular component: epsilon DNA polymerase complex; CHRAC. The record is from RefSeq and is a predicted model, not a curated record. Gene Ontology annotation, molecular function: protein heterodimerization activity; chromatin DNA binding. NCBI's taxonomy places the organism in Eukaryota, Fungi, Mucoromycota, Umbelopsidomycetes, Umbelopsidales, Umbelopsidaceae.